AUGUUCGAUUUUCAUACCACCUUUCUACAUCUACUUUUUCUGCCUUUUUUAUACGCAGUAGACUCUACAAAUAUAUUUUCUCGUAUUCCAGGAUUUUUUCCAAGAAGAAAGAGGAUUGGGAUACUUGUGCGCUGUCCGACCAACCCAUUUCUGGUACUGCAUCUAGUGAGAACGCUUCUACAAGAUAUAUCUACAAUUGUUUGACAACAUACGAAGAAAUUGGAAUAUAAGGAUGUUUGAAGUCAGAAGAUUGCUUCCUGCUGUUGGAUUUUCAGACGAAACUGGUUUUCACAGUGAUUUGACAGAUAUUUUUGAUUCUGAGAUCAUUGUGAAAGCUGAUUUUGUUCAUGCAUCAUCACUGGUUCCUGCAUAUCCUCAGAAUCCUGAUUUCAGCACUAUGGAAAAAUCAUUUGACAACAUUGAAAGCAAUUUUCAUUGUAAUUUUUGUACAGUUAUUUAAAUGUAUUUGAAAUAAAACAUAUCAGUUUGUA
Acanthoscelides obtectus is the source of this 491-nucleotide messenger RNA. Lineage: Eukaryota; Metazoa; Arthropoda; Insecta; Coleoptera; Chrysomelidae. The record is from the annotation of a GenBank genome assembly.